This is a messenger RNA of Polyodon spathula (Mississippi paddlefish), 2750 nucleotides long. Its product is annotated as GATOR complex protein DEPDC5-like. The record is from RefSeq and is a predicted model, not a curated record. Gene Ontology annotation, biological process: negative regulation of TORC1 signaling; positive regulation of autophagy; cellular response to amino acid starvation. The coding region runs from base 1108 to 1824 and encodes 238 amino acids. Gene Ontology annotation, molecular function: GTPase activator activity. NCBI's taxonomy places the organism in Eukaryota, Metazoa, Chordata, Actinopteri, Acipenseriformes, Polyodontidae. The transcript has 5 exons. Gene Ontology annotation, cellular component: GATOR1 complex; lysosomal membrane.
ACAGUUCCAGGCGAUUGGGAUUUGUAAGUAUAAAGAUUUGAUUUAUUCUUUUUCUUAAAUACACAGAAGUGGUUCCUAUUGUCCAGUGUAAUUCAGACACAUUAAUACACAGUGUAGUCAAUACAGCAGAGAUUUGUUUAGCCUGCGCAGGGUUUCGUACAGCAGGUGAAUUCCCCGCUUGUUCAUUUCAGACACACAGAUCUGUCUGGUCUGGAGUGUCAGCCUGCCAAUGGCAUUUCCAAAAUGAGGUCUUGCACUGAAGACAUUCACUCUUAGUUUGAUUCCAGGGAAUCCGUCUCAGAGGAGCCCUUGAAUGUUGCAUCACCUUCUAGUCAUUCUUAACACUGUCAAAAACAAGGGUGCUGUCAUUCUGUUCUGUUGAACUAUAAAAGGAUGCGUGGACCUCAGACAUCUCGCCGUGGAGCUUGUAGAAUGUCUGCAGCUCAUGACGCUGUUCCCAAGCCAGCUUCUCCUGGCGUUUGUUACAGAUAUUUAAGUGCUUAAACAUUGUUUAUUUGUGUUCUCAGUGUUAUGAACUGCUGGACAAUGUAAGCUAAUGCAACAUUCACAUUGAGCAUGUGCAUACUUUACAUCAUCUACUCUGCGGUUUCCUGAUAUCAAAUUUAUUACCUGUUUAAUUUCACAUCAUGUCUGUUUUUUAAUUAUUAGCAAUAGUCUCUUAGACCGUUGUUUGCCACGCUUCCUGUGUAUUCUAGCAACGUGUGCUUCUGAAAAGUCUCCCCAAGGCAGAUUGUGGGGAAGCGUAUUCGCGCUGCACUGUGCACUGAAACACAUAGGUGAUCCAGUGUCCCACUGAGGCCUGUGCAACGCUAAUAUGGCUUCCCCGCCUCGCUUCCUUAUCCUUGAGGCACCUUUGCAGAAUCAUUGCUGGAGUAAUAUCUGAGCCGGAAAAAAAGCGACUAGCGCAACAAGAUGUGAAACAGGUACGAAAAUGCAAUAUUGGAGGAAAAAAGUAGGUGGUACAAAGCAUCCCAUUAACUUGCUUCCCCUUUUGGCUGCUGCUUCCCCUUUGAACCUCAAGCCGCCACGGUGCCAGAGCAGAAGACAGUGACUCUGGACGUGGACGUGAAUAACCGCAGCGACCGCAUGGAGUGGUGCAGCUGCUACUACCAUGGGAACUUCUCCUUGAGCGCUGCCUUCGAGGUGAAGCUGCACUGGAUGGCCGUCACGGCAGCUGUGCUCUUUGAGAUGGUCCAAGGCUGGCACCGGAAGGCCACCUCCUGUGGGUUCCUGCUGGUCCCGGUCCUCGAGGUGCCCUUCGCGCUGCCCAGCUACCUGUACGGGGACCCUCUGCGCGCCCAGCUCUUCAUCCCCCUCGCCAUCGGCUGCCUGGUCAAGGAGGGCAGCGACCACCUAUUCGAGGGAUUCGAACCGGAAACAUACUGGGACAGAAUGCAGCUUUUCCAAGAGGCCAUUCUCUACAGAUUCGGUUUUGUGCAGGACAAGUUCUCGGCUUCUGCUUUCAACUUCCCCUCUGAGAACAAGCCUCAGUACAUCCAUGUGACAGGCACAGUGUUCCUGCAGCUGCCCUACUCCAAGAGGAAGUACAACACAGGCCAGCAGAGGCGCAGACGCAACUCCACCAGCUCCUCCAACCAGAGCCUGUUCGGAGAGGAGAAGAUCGGCUACAACUGGGCGUACAACACCAUGCUGACCAAGACCUGGCGCUCCGGGGCCACCGGAGAUGAGAGGCUGGCCGACCGGCUGCUCAGGGACUUCACCGACUUCUGCGCCAACAAGGACAACCGGCUCGUCAGCUUCUGGGAGAGCUGCCUCGAGAAGAUGAACGCCAGCGCCCCCUGAGAGAGGGAGGGAGCGAGGGGGGGAAAUAGCGAGAUCAGGGAGAGAGAGAGGAGAGGAAUAAAGAGAGGUAGAGGAAUGGUGGGACAGACAGGCAUUGCAAGAAUUAUGACGAGGUUAUAAGGCUUUGCUUUAAACCGUGUAUGAUUUAUUGAAGGAGAGGUUGAGGAGGGAUAGGGAGAAGAGACUGAGGGAGAGGGUAGGAAAGGAAGAGAGGAAAAGAUGUUGCAGGAGAGAGGUACCUGAGAAUCAGCACUGAGGUCACUGGGGAUGAAACUGGGAGAAGAACCACCCCACCACUCCACCAACCCCCUCAGGGUCAAUAUCAUUUCUGUGAGACAAAAAGAGAUGUGUUGUCCUACAUGCUGGAUUCUGUUAAGAACAGUGUGCCAAAAAAAACUGUUUUUUUGAAAGCAUGCGAACCACCUAUAGCCCAGCCAUCCUCGCUGCAAUAGGCUGGGAAUUCAGCUGUGAGGGAGUGACAGGAGGAUUGAUAUAGGACUGUGUCAGGCUUACUGCAGUGUGGGCUUUGCUUCAUGCUUCAUGCUGCAGCCUCACCCCUCGCUCCCAGUUAGCAAUGCCCACACUUUUACAACUGGAAAUCAAGAAACCUUGUGCACUAUCCUCUGUAAAAUAGCGCCUCUAAUUUUAGAGCUUGCUAAUGAUAUACUUGGGGAUGUGCAGGAUUGGACCAGGAGCUGUGCUGUUGAUUUAUGAUUAUCAGAACUCAACCACCUGUAACAUAUGCUUUGACCUGUGUGACUGUAUAAUGUAUUAUGAACGAUGUCAUGUUAUUGAGAGAAGUUGCCUGGUUGUUCAUAUUGUGAGUGAUGCGCUCAAUCAAACUGCAGCUGCACUGCACGCUUGCAAAGUGUCUCAUGUGUCUUUAAUUCUUCAAAUAUACUGGCUCCCUGCAGAGGGCAACACUG